Messenger RNA from Cooperia oncophora, 486 nucleotides. The record is from the annotation of a GenBank genome assembly. Lineage: Eukaryota; Metazoa; Nematoda; Chromadorea; Rhabditida; Trichostrongylidae.
AUGUGCGUCCGCUAUGCAUUUCGAUUCAUUGUAAUAGCUGCUGUACUAUUCUGUUUAUGGUAUUCACUGACACAUAAUAUUCAACAAUUACGCGCAUGUGACAACCUACCGUCACCACUUUACGUUCACCCGGUCCACUCGACCGCUGACUCGCCGGCGGUGCCGCGCGAACCACACGCGGCGUUCGCGCCGCGAAUUCGUCUUUUGCCGCAUUCGCUGUGCGAGACGAACGCCACCGUAGUGUUCGUUAUCCAUUCAGAUGUCCGCAACAUUGCUCAACGACAAUUUCAGCGGAAGCAACUCGACGACGCCUGGCUGGAGACGGCACAGGCAUGGGUUCAACUUCUGUCAUCAUGUCCAGAGGCACCGGCUUUUAUAAUCAAACUCGAUGAUGACGUCAUGGUGGAUCGGAUUGGCGUUGAGUAUCUAAUUGACAGGUUUGUCUACAUUCCACUACCUCUGACUAUUGAAAAAAGCUUCCUCUGA